Daphnia carinata is the source of this 4876-nucleotide messenger RNA. RefSeq lists its product as uncharacterized. NCBI's taxonomy places the organism in Eukaryota, Metazoa, Arthropoda, Branchiopoda, Diplostraca, Daphniidae. The record is from RefSeq and is a predicted model, not a curated record. Bases 443 to 4021 code for a protein of 1192 amino acids. The transcript has a single exon.
GUGAAUCUUUGAAGAUCGUUCAAGUUUUGAAGCAAUCGUUUAUCCUCCAUUCCCAUGUGACUCUACAUUUUUUUUAGUGCAAAAUUUCGCUGAUUACAGUGAGUUAAUUAAAAACACAUCAAAGCUUCAGUUAGUUUAACAUUUGCAAAGCCACUACACAAUUCACGGCCUUGUUUCGGGACAAGCUAACACCCACUGCUUAUCAGUGACGUCAUCCAAGGCCAUCGUUACACAUCUAACUAGCUGUGUAGACAAACAAGUCCAAAACUCCACGACUAUCAACAGUAUCUGUUUAAGUUUCUUUGAUUCAAUUUUACAUCAUUUUGCGAUUUAAACAACUUGAUGCUAAUGAUUCUUACGAUUCCAUUAGUUUUACUAAGUGCGUUAAACAACCUCCCAUUCCAUACAUAAAACCUCAGCGAGGCAGAAGAAAGCACGGCAAAUGGAGGCAAAAUCUAAACAAGUUGACGUUCCAACGCCCAGCCAAUUAACAUCAAUAAGAACAUCAGCCUCGGCGGAUAAAGCGGGAAAGAUAGUCAAGAAGGUAUCUGAUGCAACUCACGGUUUGAAGUUUGAAUCAAAGUUGUUGACGUUGUUUUGCAUACGAGCACUUGGGGCCGGUAAAAAGUUUGAAUUGGCCAAAGAAAGAGGAGACGUUAGCGGAAAAUUUGACGACGUAAUUUUCCGAUAUCAAGUGACAGACAACACACCUGAAGUUAAACCUUGGCGCUAUCGCUACCUGCAAGCCAAACACAAGGAAAACGAGAAUGAGAAGAUAAAUGCGGAUCACCUCCUCCUAGAUAAUGACAAGGGCGAUUUCAGCUUACCAAAAUAUUUCCGUUCCUUCUGCAUGAUAAGACGCAGGGGCGUAGACAUUCACGACUGCAUCAUUUGCACCAACAUCGGUUUUAAUUCAAAGGAUUUCCAGGCAAAGGGCAUAGAAUUGGUGUCGAUUAACCACCAACCGGAAGACAUUCUAGAAUUUGGUUCGAAAGAGAAGACUCGUUAUAAACUCAACUUCACCAAAGAGCUACGGAGAAAAGCUUUAAACGAAUGGCCUGACAUUCUACGUCUUGCCAAACAGUUGCAAGAAUACGCGCAAAAUAAAAAAACAAUUGAUACAAGAGCCGGAGUCUUUAGCAACUAUUUUGUUGCUUUGAUUAAUGAACGUGUCAUUCGUAUUGAUUCUACCAACAAAACAAACGGAAAGUUCCAUGAGGAUUUUCUCAACGAGGUCAAACAUAAUGGAGUGCCCGAUUUUUCCAACGUGUCCCCGUUAUCCGAUGGGGCGAAACAACUACGUCAAAUUCUCAGCAAAGGAGCAGAGUAUGGCAACUGGGAAAAAUGGGAAUUCAAACUGAAUAAUAAGUUUGGAAAAAAAGAGACGGAUACGGAUAUAGAAAAUCGUCUGCCGCUAAACAUCGAGGACGAAGAUAUUGAUGCAUUCCUUGAGAAAUUAGUGUUCGUGGUAAACAUGCCAAACGAAAAUGAAUUUGAAGGCAUUUUGCGAACUAAAGAUGUGAGCAAGUACUACCCUAGCAAAAAAAGCAAACAGCAAACAAUCUGCUUGUUGCACAGAGUGUCAGCUAAAUUCUCCAAAAAGGCAAACGGCUAUUGGCUAACAUCAGAAGAGGCCAAGAAGAUCUUACUAUCUGAUGUUACUUCCAUUUCAAAAAAAAAUCAGACACGAUUAGAAGCCGAGAUGGGGUUCAACGAAGACGCCAUGGAAACAAUGGCUAGUGAAUUAAAAAAAUUGCUGGCUAAAAAUGAAAGGGUUAUGCGAAUUAUUACCCCUUCACCAAGGCAUACGGCUGUCAAAAUCUUUUCGGCCAUUCAGAAGGUGCCACAGUGCAACAGGGAUGGAAGCUUUUUGGUAGUGUCACUGAGUAAUCUAGAAGACAAGGUUCGUUGGAAAAACAUUCUGAAUUUAAAUAAAGAUUCUCACCAUCUUCUUAUCGUCGUUUGCGAUAAAGAAACACCUGAUCCAUGUGGUUAUGCAGAACUUGUUCAGGAUAAUCCAAUAUUCAACAAAAUAUUGUUCCUCUGUCGUGACGGAACUGGUGGAAUGACGGACAGCAUCACUUACGCAGAGUUGAGUAAGAAAUUCCAAAGUGCUAUCCUGCAGAAAACAAUUUCGUUCCAGGGAACAAAGUUAACGGUCAAUCAGCUGGUCGGUAACGAACCGGACAAAAUCAUCGAUUACCUUUCUAUAGAAGAGUUGCUGUUCCUGGAGGGGAAAGAAAUCAACAUUCCCCGAUCGGACACAUCAGCAUACGAAAAAUCUUUGUACAUCGAAAGGCGGUUGACGUUUGCAUUUGACGAAUCUUUCGAAACCAUAUUAUCAGGUUACUUAAAUUGUAAAGUAGUAGAUGAGUUGCACGAGAAAUGCAGAAUCACUCCGCAAGGUGAAAUAAAAUGGUUUGUCAAAGGCAACGAGCACCAAUCCAAAAUAUGGAGAGAAAUAAAAUACCUUGCCAAUGAAAAAAUGUCUUCAAACGAAAUCCACGAGAGCGAACUCAUUCGUUUGGCUGUGGACAGUGAACCGCUUCCGAUUAUCAUAUCCGGUGCGGCUGGAACAGGCAAAUCAACUAUCCUCUCCCAUUUCUGCGUGAAAAUGAAACAAGAAAAACCAGAUCACUGGAUCAUUAGAAUCAAUCUAGUAGAGCACCAAACAAGUUUCUUACAAUCAGUAAUAACUGAAUCUGAAGACGAUGCCGUUGAUUUCUUUGUCAAACAGUUGCACAUCGUUGAAAAUGACAGCCCCUUUUCUCGUUCCCUCUUGAGACACCGAUUGCAAACGGGAGACAGAAUUGCUUUCAUGUUUGAUGGCUUCGACGAAAUCAGCCACGUUUGUCAAGAGAACGUGAUUCAUUUGAUGAAAAUGCUCGCCGAGAAGAAAACGAUUGAACUCUACGUAACGACAAGACCCCACAUGGUAGACGAAUUACAAUUUGAGUUGUCUCAAUUGGCGCAUCACCUGCAAAUUUUGACUUUAAAUGACCAAAUUGACUAUUUGUUCAAGUAUUGGCAAGCAAAGUUUCGCAAACAGAAAGAAACAAAGCAAAGCAAUGAGAUUGAAAUGGAAAACAAGCGAAUACGGAAGUUCGCCGAAGAGUUAGCUAAACGAGUAUCUCAAACUCUAAGAGAGGACGAGGGAGCCUUAAUUGGAGUUCCAUUGCAAUGUCGAAUUCUAGCCGAGUGCUACCAAUCUGAAGUUGAAAAACAGAUCAAAAACGACAUAGCAAAAGAAUGUUUAACACUUGAUUUUCAACACUUCGAUUUAAGGAGUUUGUACGACCGUCUCUUGGAUACAAAAAGACGAAUUUUUCUGGAAGAAAAGGCAAAAUCGUCGAGUUUCAAUCAAAUCGGCAAAAGGGCCAUGGAUUUCUUGAUCGUUGCUAUUGAGUCUUACUUGACAAAAUUGGCCAUAGAGACACUCGUUGUGAACGAGACGAAUGUGAAUAUUUUAUGGCCAACCCCGUUGCCGUAUUUUCUAUCGGCUACUGAAAAGUCUGAAAAGGAAAACAAAAUAACUGAUUUAGGAGUAAAAUACGGAUUAGUCCUAGUCAGUAAAGGUGAAGAGGGAUCUAAAGUCCAGUUCGUUCAUCACACCUACGCCGAAUACUUGUUCGCCCGAUAUUUGCAUAGAGGAAUGGACAUAAACAACGUCGACAACAAACAGCUUUUGAAUGAGAUACCUGUACGUGACUUUGUAGUUGAAGAAAUUUUAAUUCAAGACAAUUAUCAAGGAGUAAGGUUAUUUUUGAAUUCCAUGCUGAACAAAAAAAAACUGGACGGAAGAACGGAACUACCAAAUCAUUUGAAAAACCUUGCUAUAGGUUUAGCUCAGUACAUCAAUCAACCAGAACGUAAUCAACGUCUUCCCAAUGACCAGCAUACCAACGCUUUAAUAGUUACCCGCCAAACUGAGAAGUUGUUUUUAUUCUUAAUCGAUUGUCUAUAUGGAACAUUGACCAGAACUAAAGUAUGUCAACUCCUCAAAUCUGCGAGCAUAUAUUGACGUUACCAUUUUCUUAAAACUGGACAAUUGCCUACUGCUGGGAAGAGUUAUUACACAAACCUGAGAUCAGAUAUUACUCAUUCCAUUACACUUAAACCACAAUAAAGUCUAUGUCAACGUUUGGAACAACCAGGAGCCAAAAACGCUUCCCAUCUUCCACCUACUCUGAAGACAACUUUACUGAACUAAUAAAAUGUACAUUAAAUAUCCAAGAUUACAACAAAGAUAACUGAACAUAUCCAUUCAACAAUGGAAUUGAAAAGACCCUGGACAUUUUACGAGAACUGUCAUAGCCAAGAUUGAUGUAAGGCUUACGUCAUUUGGCAUUCUUUACAAAUAUAUUUGAAAAAUGUUACUUACCAGACAAAGAUUCAUUGGCAGACCCUCCAUGAAUGCCUAGACUUCACUGGGCAGUGUUUAAUUGUGACCUGGAAGUGAUUGAAAAUGUAUGCCAGGAAACAUUUAGCAUACAUAAUGGUUCCACAUCCUUCUAUGUAACACCAAAAGUAACCUGCCAAUAAAUAGUAUCCUUAUUAAAAACAAAUGUAACAGCUGAUGAAAUACGAAAACACCCAACUGAAUAUUAUUUUAUAUUAUGAUUAUUUUAUAUUUUAAACGAUUUAGUGUUCUACAAAACAGAAACAGUCGAAAUACUACUUAAGAAUAUCAAGGAAGAAACAUUUCAUAAAACGAUUGACGUGAUUGGACUCGAAAAUUUGAAAAAAAUCACUUUCUGGACUACGACGUCCAUUCUGGGUUUCGUCUGCUACCAACUGUCAUUGCCAGGUUGACUCUUAAUCAUCUGUGUAACAUAUCUCUCCCAAACGGUAGCUUAUCGCUUAUCAAAUAAAUGUU